AAAAUAAAAAAGCAUUUGUCUUAUACGUUUUCCUUUAUGCUUCUCAACGAAAAUUCCAACUCAUAGUAUCCACCUUUGCUUCUCAUUCGUUCUCAUUGUUGAUUCGUUUCAGAUAGAUUGUUCUAGAAUCUUCUCGAAUUCUUCGAUUACUCAUACCAUAAUUGCGUAAACAGUUGAAGUUUUUCACUAUGGAGUCAAAGUCGCAGUCAAGGUUUCCGCUGGGUAGACAAUCAUCUCUGGCGCCGGAGAAAGACGGCGUUUCCGACGACUCAGUUACCGCCGGCCAUGGAGUCGAUGAAGGUAUGGAUUCCGGUUUGAGGUUAAUGUACAUGACUAAUGACGGUGAUUUGGAAGGUAUGGAGGAACUUUUGGACUCCGGUACCAGUGUGAACUACAGGGAUAUAGAUGGACGGACUGCGUUGCAUAUUGCCGCUUGCCAGGGUUACGCUGAUGUUGUUGAUUUUCUGCUUAAAAAUGGCGCUCAGGUGGAUUCCAUGGAUCGUUGGGGCAGUACGCCUCUUGCAGAUGCAAUAUAUUACAAGAAUAAUGAUGUGGUCAAGCUUUUGGAAGUACAUGGAGCGAAACCUGCGGUGGCUCCCAUGCAUGUAGAAAAUGUUCGUGAAAUUCCAGAGUAUGAAAUUGAUCCAAGAGAACUUGAUUUUAGUAAUAGUGUAAACAUAACAAAGGGUACGUAUUGUGUUGCUCUGUGGCGUGGAACUAAGGUUGCUGUUAAGAAACUUGGUGAAGAAUUAUUCACCGACGAAGAUAAAGUCAAGGCAUUUGGGGAUGAGCUUGCCUUAGUACAGAAGAUACGCCACCCAAAUGUAGUCCAGUUUCUUGGUGCUGUGACACAGAGUAGCCCAAUGAUGAUCGUCACAGAGUAUCUGUCUAAGGGAGAUCUUCGUGCAUUCUUGAAACGGAAAGGUGCAUUAAAGCCAAUAAUGGCUGUGAAGUUUGCACUGGAUAUUGCAAGAGGAAUAAACUACUUGCAUGAGAAUAAACCUGAAGCAAUAAUUCAUCGAGACCUGGAGCCUGAAAACAUAUUACGGGAUGAUUCUGGACUUCUGAAAGUUGCAGAUUUUGGACUUAGUAAGCUGAUGAAAUUUACCAAAACUGUCAGGGAAGUUAGACCAUUGGCGCGUCAAGAGGAUUCAUGGAGAUAUGUUGCUCCAGAAGUUCUUAAGCAUGAGGAGUAUGAUACCAAGGUGGAUGUUUUCUCAUUUGCUUUGAUAUUGCAAGAGAUGAUUGAAGGCUGUCCACCAUUUUCCACGAAGCAGGAAAUUGAGGUGGCCAAAGCAUAUGUUGCAAAUGAACGCCCUCCCUUUAAAGCUUCACAAAAGUUAUAUGCUCAUGGAUUGAGAAAGUUAAUUGAGGAUUGCUGGAAGGAGCAACCAUCAAAAAGACCGACUUUUCAGCGAAUAAUUAUCAGGUUGGAAGAAAUUAACCGUAUUCUUUUGCAUAGAAGACGUUGGAAGGUACAAAUCUCUCUCUCCCGACUCCCUUCAGUUCGGUAUUUCCAAAGUCUGGUCAUAUAUAAUAAAUCAAGCUUCGGUAUGGUAAAUUCUGCUUCAGUAAUUCGGUAAUUAUGUAUUGAAGGUGGAGUCGGUUUGGCUGUAUAAAUCUUGAAAAGUAGCUAAGUCCAUAUUCAGGCCAAAAUUAAGAUUGAGAUUCUUUUGCAAUCCAAAAGCAUAAAAAGUUUUAGAGACUAGAUCUGAAACUCAGAUUAAGGAUGUAGGUAACCAGCUUUGACAAUUGUUCCUGAAUUGUUUGCCUGAAGCAUGAAAAUUUGUUCUUGAGUUGUUUCCCUGAAGCAUAGAAUUCUUUCAUUAAUAUAAGGAGUUUACUCACUCUUCCUGUAUACUUAAAGACGAAGUGUAGCAUUAAAAAGGAGAAAGGAGGCACUGAGCAUUCCUUCAAUACUCUGAGCUAUAGAAUGUCCUUGUUGGCAGUAUUGGUGAAUUGAUGUUCGUGCUUAAAGGCUGAUAAAAUUAGGUACUUGUCUAUUAUGUAGUACCGCUUACCCAAAUUACCAAAACCGAAUACCAAAAUUCUGAAAUUUACUCCUGAAUUGCCGAUUCCAGUUCAGGGCUUCGUUGAUUUAUUCCACUUUAGCGUCGGUUAUUCUUUUUUUAAUCAAUGACCUCUUAUAGCUGCACGAAAGCAAAAAAAUGAAAAAUAAAAUAAAAGGAAGCUUGGAGGAAAGAAUACCCGCAAAUGUCUUUGUUUUAUUAAUUUAUAGCUACAUGAAGAGAAAAAAGUAUUUAUAAGCUAGUAGAAGAAGUACAAACAAAUACAUAUUCAGGUUUGGCCUUUAAACCCUCUGUUAUGGGAGGAACUUUGGAACAAAAAGUGAAGAAAAUUCCUGUAACAUUCCUUCCAUAGUCUCUCUGGGAAAUUGAUUAUCAACACUUGCCUAUCUGUUCAUUAUAGUCUCUCUGGGAUAUUGAUUAUCAACACUUGCCUAUCUGUUCAUUCUUACUGCCAUGUUUAUUAUUGUAACAAAUGAGGAAUGUUGUGUUUGUACUGUUUUAAACUAUAUAUGAAAACAAAAGGAUAGUCUCGUGCGCUAACCUCUCGUUACUUAGGGGUCCAGGGAAGGGCUGGAACCAUAUUGGGUAUAUGUACACAAUCUUACUACUUGGCAUUUCAGUAAGAAGUUGUUUCCACAGCUUGAAACAAUGACUUUGUGGUUGCAGUACACCACUUAUCAUUGUGCCAAGCCCACCUUCUAUUAAAUCAUCUUUGAAUGAACGCAAAAAUAUAUUUUGACUUCAAUCAGUGCCCAAUGUAGUCAACUUGGCAUUCUUCACAAGUUUUUGUACAGUGUGUGAGCUUCAUGACCACUUUCUCAGCUUCUAAUUGUGUUACUUGCAGGCAUGGGCACUUAAUUUUUUUCAGAAACUGAAGGCCGUCUUGAAGUUUGAUCAUUCAAAUUCAAAGAGUCACUGGUCUCGCCCAACCUUCUGAUGAGAUGUGCUUGCAUUGCAGCUACAUUUUUGAUCGAUUAAUUCUUUCCAAUGUUUAUUUCAUCUUCUUUUUUCUUUCUUUUGGGCGACUAUGGUUUGGAGAGAGGGUGACUAUGGCUUCCAUUGAUGUUCUCUUAUUUUAUUUUUAUUUGGUUAUAUAUAUCUGCAGCAAUUGCAUGUCAA
Molecule: messenger RNA, 3149 nt
Organism: Solanum lycopersicum (tomato)
Lineage: Eukaryota; Viridiplantae; Streptophyta; Magnoliopsida; Solanales; Solanaceae
Product: serine/threonine-protein kinase 12
Biological process (GO): protein phosphorylation
Molecular function (GO): protein binding; ATP binding; protein serine/threonine kinase activity
Source: RefSeq, a predicted model, not a curated record